CCAUCAGGCAGAUAGGAAGUUUUCAUUCAUAAGCCGCCAGCAGCAGAACACAGUGAGACCACCAGUUACCAGCUCAUUCAAUUACUACUCGUAAACCAAAAAGCACGAUACGUCAAAUUUUAGCAUAGUGUACGUAUAACUAUAAACUGUCGGGAAUUUUGUAUACUGGUAACAGUGCCCUAACCUGCAUUCAGAAAUUUUUUUACCCACUCACAAGUUGCACAUCGUCGGUGUUAUAAACAUUUUUUUCGUUGUUUUAAUUUCUUAUUUUGGUGACUGUUCUGUGCGUGAUUUUAAUAGACUAUAUAAAAUAUAUAUAUAUAUAUAUAUAUAUAUAUAUAUAUAUAUAUAUAUAUAUAUAUAUAUUUAUUUUAUUAUAUUCUAUCAAGAUGAUACCUCAAGAUAUUUUAAUGGUUCUUAUUCUCUACGUGGUUUCAUUGUUACCAGAAUAUACAAAAGCGUCAUGUUAUUUCCCGCAAGAAUUUCAAGGGGAAUUCGCGAUGCAAAGCACUACAACUCCCUAUCACCCAUCGCCAGGCAUCGGAAUACAGUACAGCAGCCUUAAUAUUACGGAAAAUUCGAUACCAAUUUGGGGUAACUGUCACCGCAGGAUCGGAAACAACUUCAUCCUCAUGUUCAAUUACAGCGAAACACUUUGUGUGAGAUGCUUACACCUGAAAUUACGUUCCUCAAACGUCUUACAAAUAUUUGCCGCCACUAAAGAACCGAUAUCCAAGUGUUUUAUAAACGAAGAAGCAGCAGAAGCAAAUUGUCCGUCAGAAGAUUCUUUGCAAAACAAGGAAUCCACGGAAAUUUUAUUAUUCAAAACUAAAGAUAAUUUUGGAUUGUAUACAUCAACACAAUAUUGCCCAAUGGACGGGAAUUAUAUUCUCAAUUAUAAAGGAACUUCGAGAAAAAGCCCCAACGAAUGUAAAGGCUAUGUUUCUGUAGCUAACUCUUGUCCCUCUGGUUCGGAAUUAAACGUUAGACUAAGAAAUUGCACAUUCGAAGGUUAUGAUAUGAAAUUUGAAUGUCUUGGUCACUGGAAAGGCAAUAACGGCGAAAUCUUCGUUAUUUUCACGGACAGCAGACACACGAAAAACCUUAGACCCAAGUACAGAUGUGCAGUUUAUAAGCGAGAUCCGACAACUGGUAAAAUACAAAUGGCGCUUAGCAGAGAUUCAACUUGCAUAACCGACCUUCAUAAUAUAACUAGCGGUUUCGAAACAUUCUCGUUGACACCAAGAUUAGAGAGACCCUGGCCAGCAGAAGUUUCAUUUGAAUCGUGCAGCUUUCCCCAGUGGAUGUAUGGUGACUGGGAACACGUAAACGUUACACCUGACACUAUGAUUUAUAAAGAUCACACUUCCUUCAAAACCCAUACCAUUAAAUGUGUAGCUGUAUCAGAUGCAGGUGACAAGUACUUGGUGUUCAGCAGAACGCAAUGUGAUGAAGAAUAUUACAAUUGUGUGAAAAUAGCUAAUAGAGGAGGUAAUAUUUUAGAGUUUCAACUUGGGACUAACACCAGUACUAAUAAAGAUGACGUUUUUACUUUAUGCGCAAAUGAAAACUUCCAACCAGAUUCUUGGAUAACUCAAGGCCGUUUGGAAAUACCCCCUACUAUGUCCAGCGAAAUGUGUCCCAUAACUGGCGAAUAUACAGGACGGAUUCCAGAUGCUACCGAUUUAUGUGCUAAACUAUGGUCUGACUGUAGAGCACCAGAAUAUAUGUAUUAUCAGGUAUCUCAUUGUGAAACUGAAGAAAUUUACGAAGAAAGAGAAUAUCAGUGUUUGGGCCAUUGGAGAGAAAAGAGAUUUUUAUACACUUACACUGCACGAAGAGACGUAGCGGCUGGUACUUAUGAAUGUUUCGUAGGAUCAAUUUUCAGUGAAACCGAAAUUUUCAUUAAAGAAGCUGGGGAACAUUGUCAGAGAAAUGUUGAUCCUUCAAGAUAUGGAAUGAAACUUAUUAAGAAACAACCAUUAUAUUCUUGCAUAGAAAAAAGUACAACGCCUAGACACAUUCCUAGAACAACAACCAAGUCAGCGAGACGUAAAACUACGGCUGUUAGUAUUAAAGAAACUACGCCCAUACCAGACAUUGAAUCCAACGAUAUUCCGGAUAUUCCAAAAGAAGAAACUAACCACUCAGGCACAUCUUCCAUCAUCAGUCAGCUUCCAGUUGCGAGAUAUUUAUUAUCAAUUAUUUUGAUUUUUGUGUAUUUCUAUAAUUAAUAUGUUUUAAUAUGGAACAAACUUUCCGCAGAAGUGAUAUAAGCUGUGGUCUUGCCAAAUACAGCAUCAGUAAUUUGAAAAAAAAAUUGCACAUCACACUAAGAAAUAUGACAAUAAUACUUAAUAGGGUUACUAGAAUUAAGUUAACAAAUAACUUCUUUGCUAAAAUUCAUAUAGGAACCUUUCUACCUCUGUGAUGAUGUAAAUCAACAAUAAAACGAAAUUUGGUUAGCUAUUUUCUGAAUGUUGUAACCCUGGUUUGCGAAAUAAUUUCUGUCACCUAUUUUUGUUGGUACUCGUGAUUUAUUUUUAUAUGAAUAUGUCAGACAAGAGAAUUAUAUCGAAUAGAAAAUUUAAAAAAUUUAUCAGAACCUGUUUAAAUAAAAUUUACUAUUAGAAAAAUGACCGUUAUUUUUAUUUGAUUUUUAAAUUAUGAUAUAGGUUAACAUGUCUAAAUAUGACAACUAAAAAAAAUUUACAUCGACACUAAAAAAGCAAAAAGUAUACUUAUUGACAUUAGAAUUGUUAGACCUAGAAGGAAUAAUGUUUUGACUUCGAUUUUUUGGCUUAUAAUCACCAUCAACUAUGUAUUUUUAACCAAUUUUAGAAACUCAAACAUUUUUUUAAAAAAACUUGUUUACUAAAGCCUUUGGCUUCUUUUCAUGUUUACUUUUUCCUUUGAUUGUGUACCACUGUCCUCUACAUUAAACUUGAAAUUAUGGCGUGACUACACGGGUCAUCAUAAUUGAAUCCUAUCAAAAAUGUGGAGGAUUUGAUGGGGAAGGAACCCUCGUUGAAUACAUUAUUUUCUUCCAAGUUCAUGUUAAUGAAAUUUCUAGCAAAAAACAA
Molecule: messenger RNA, 3083 nt
Organism: Diorhabda carinulata
Lineage: Eukaryota; Metazoa; Arthropoda; Insecta; Coleoptera; Chrysomelidae
Exons: 10
Coding region: 390-2234 (614 amino acids)
Source: RefSeq, a predicted model, not a curated record